Messenger RNA from Schizophyllum commune H4-8, 1165 nucleotides. RefSeq lists its product as uncharacterized. The transcript is spliced from 7 exons. Bases 1 to 993 code for a protein of 330 amino acids. Lineage: Eukaryota; Fungi; Basidiomycota; Agaricomycetes; Agaricales; Schizophyllaceae. The record is from RefSeq and is a predicted model, not a curated record.
AUGUUUGCAGAGAAACGCCUGUACCACAGACCGCCAGCGCUCGCCGUCAUCUUGACGCUAGAGAUUGAUUCGGCAUCGACCGAAUCCCUCGAUCCGGAAGUCCCUUUCCGCAAGAGCAGUAGAGCCUCUCGCAUACUCAAUGCUUUGGUCACCCUCUUGUUCUUCUCUACAUCGCUGGGCGUGAUCACCUACGUGAUUCUACUCUCCCUCCUCCUGAGGAUCGGGGUAGGCGCCCCUCCCUCCCGCUACCUUACCCUCAUCAGUAAGCUCGACGUUGCGCAUGCGGUCACGGCACGCCUCAAUUACAUUAUCAGCGAUGCAAUCGUCGUAUGGAGGGCGUGGAUCCUGUGGCCAAACGAUCGCGUCGCGCAGGCGCUCCUCCUAUUGUGCAUGGCCUACAGCGCGGUCGCCGUUAUCGUCAACGGCGCGCUCCAAGCGAACAUGAGCGACUCGCCCGUGCCACACACCAUCGCGCGCUCGGCGAUGCUGGUCACGAAUGCGGUCGCGACGGCGCUGGUGGGGAUAAAACUUUGCGCGCUUCCCGUCGGAAAAGAGUGUAGUCUGAUGGAUGCCCGCAGGCUGUACAGACGCAACGUGAGCGCGUCGAUGAGCUUCAUGUCUGGAGGCGGGCAGGUCGGAGGCAUACUCGUCCUUCUUGUCGAGUCCGGCGUCGUGUACUGCAUCGUUUGGAUCCUCGAGAUGAGCUCGAUCAACCGAAGUGUGGAAUACCUGAUGAACUUCGGCGCGCUCACCCCCGUUCUCGCUGGCAUCUACCCGACCUUCGUCGUGCUCGUUGUCACGCUGCAGCAGCAUGCGACCGCGCAGGCGAUGAUUGGCACGCAUACCACGGGGGUUCCGGAGCCUUUGCGCUUUGCUAAUCAUAGGGAAUCGUUGUGCUUCGCUACGAACUGUGGGGAGGCAUUGAGCGAGGGGGAUCCCUCGGGAUCGAGGGGAGGGAUUGUGCAGUUGGGACAGCGUGAAUGGACGGAAUGAGAGGAAUCGGGAGGACUGGUCGAGCAGUAGAACCAUCGGGGAUGGACGCAGCGUCCAGGAGGAGGAUUACGAACUUCGAGGACGGAGUGAGGCGGCUAGCGCGGGCGUGACUACGUCGAGUGUUCGGUCUUGGGGGAGGGAUUUCCCUGUAAAGUAAGACACGAACUUUUCC